Molecule: messenger RNA, 600 nt
Organism: Danaus plexippus (monarch butterfly)
Lineage: Eukaryota; Metazoa; Arthropoda; Insecta; Lepidoptera; Nymphalidae
Exons: 2
Coding region: 1-600 (199 amino acids)
Molecular function (GO): zinc ion binding; nucleic acid binding
Source: RefSeq, a predicted model, not a curated record
AUGGGUCUCGUCUGCAAACGGACGGUAACCGGGGCCCGGAUGUUUGAGCUCCCGGAGGGUGCAGGUGAGGCCAAGGCUGACCUCCUAGCACUGAAACUCCGGGAGCUGGUCCCCGAGGUCAAAGUCGCCCGGCCCGUGAAGUGCGCAGAGUUGCGAGUCUCCGGGCUGGACGACUCCGUUACUAAAGAGGACGUCCUUGCCGCCGUCGCAUGCCAGGGCAAGUGCUCAGCAGAGCAAGUGCGAGUGGGCCCGAUCCGCUUCCGCGGUGUAUUCAGUAUGGGAGCUGCAUGGGUGCGAAGUGCCUUGCCGAAGCCGGCCGCCUUUUGGUGUCUGGAAGUUGGACACGCCGGCCUAAGGUGCCCGUCAACCACAGACCGCAGCCGUUUGUGCUUCCGCUGCGGCGGUGAGGGGCAUUUGGCCGCGACGUGUACGUCGGAUCCGCGGUCUCCACUGUGUGCGGAGGCGGGAGUAGCCGCCAACCAUAUGGUGGGGGGCAAGCAAUGCCACCCACCUAAGAGUCACAAGGGCAAGGGGCCCGAAAAAUCCUCCGUCCCUCCCAAAAAAUCUGCCGUGCCUGAGGUGGUUAUAAUGGACGAGUAA